AUGGCGCCUGGUCUCACUUCUCCCGUCCCAGGAAACCUCUCCUCCUCCUUCUAUAAUGGCCUACCCGGCGGUGGUUCUUCGAGACAAGUGUCGUCCUUCUCUAAUCAUACUCACUUUGACAAUGACAACAUCUCAAAUACUGGCCAUUCCACUCGUCGAGAGUUCUCCAUGACGAAGAAGAUAAACGGCGCUGGAAAUUCCAAUAUCACCAGUGUGGUGCAGUCUCUAUACCGCCGCAGUGGUGAUGAGCUUGGAGCUUCUACCUCUUCCAAGCUCAUGAACACCACAUACUAUUCCCUCAUUGAGUGGAUUCGUGUUCAGCGUAUGAGCCACUUGCCUCCUGAAGGUAGUAGCUUUGACAAAGUUCUAACUUGGGCACAACUCUUCGUUGAGCGAUUGCACCAUUUUGACAGAGCUAUCGCUGAAUUCGCCGGUGACAGCUAUCUUGCCACACAGCUUUCCUAUGGAUAUUGUGGUAUGCUUCUCGAGCUUGGCAAAGAAAAUGCUGCCGCAUUGAUGAUCUCGUUUGGAUUUUUCUACAGUACUUCAUCCACACUUGUCAACCUUCUCGAACGCACGGAAUUGUUUGCUGUCUCACAGGAUAUCAAAGAGCAGCUUAUAUUAGCUCUGGCUGACCUAGUCACUCUGGUUUCCAGUGUUGGCACUCAUUACCACCAAGCGAUUUGUGGUUUGACUACUGCCUCCGUCACGGUCAACAUUUACAACACUUUUCCUGGUCAAAUACAGUCUUUCCGCGAGCGCUGCGGCAAGAUUGCUGAUGCCAUGUGGCGACAUCAGCUCUCCAAUGCGAACGCCGACCCGGAAAGACUAUCAGUUGUGAGGUCUGUUCGCACUUGGCUGGCCCCCGAGGACCAUGUCCUCGCUGAUCUGGCCGAGAACACAUCCCACCUUUCCCACGAACGCGAGGAGAUGACAUGUCUCUGGAUGAGCCCCUACUUGUCUCACUUGCUCAAAAACGAUAAGCGCACUCUAUCGUUUACUGGUCCUCCUGGUUCGGGAAAAACUGUCCUUGCUUCAGUCAUUGUCGACCGUCUACAGGACGCUAUCGGUGGUGUUCGCUACAAGUCAAUCUUUGUGCCUAUAAACGCCCGGAUCCCUGCGGAGACUACUUACAUCGCUAUCAUCAAGACUAUUCUGUUUCAGCUCUUCGAGAAGCGCAUCGGCAACGUCCCACUCUUGAAUAUCCUUGGUGAUGCCUACGAGCGUAGCAAGAGGACUGUCAGCGAAGCCGAGUAUGAAGCAAUUCUCUGGACGACCUUCGAGCGUGCUUUGUCAUCUGCUUUGCGUGGAGCGAAGGAGCUGGUCAUCAUCGUUGAUGGCAUCGACGAGGCUACUGGUGGCGAGACUAAUCUGCUGCAGAAGCUGAUCACCGCUACCACCAAUGCUACCGGCGUCAAGUUGAUCACCUUUGGUAGUCAAAAGCCCACUCAGACUAAGGAUCUGAUACACGUUCCCAUCAGUGAGGAGCGCAUUGCCGAUGAUGUCUCGAUUGUUGUGCGAAGCAACUUGGAAAGCAGUAAGGUUUUCCAGCAAAUGUCUGAGAUGGAGCAGGAGAUUGCUAUUGACCAAAUCACCGAGGCUUCUCGUGGAUCGUUUCUCUGGGCUAAGCUCUGCACCAAGCGUGUUCGUCAUGAGCACAGCCCUGAAAGCUUUUUGAAGACUGUCGAGACUAUAAUAAGUAGUAAAGCAAUGGUGAACGACUUCGUGCUCUACACUGUACUUUCCUCGGGCGUCAGUGAUGAUGCCCGGCUGAUUUUGCUUUGGCUUGCCACCGCUGAACGCCCUUUCUUGCUGAAAGAGCUGGCCAUCCUGGCCUCCAUUGAUGCUCAAAAGCAGAUCAUUACCGACCGUAAGGUCAACCCUCUGGAGAUCUUGAGGCCUGUGAAUUCAUUAGUUUUCUUCCAGGAUGGCCAUGUGUAUCUUCGUCAUGGUCUGAUUCGUACUGCUCUUCUAGAUGUAUUUUCUAAGGGCAAGUUGAUCCCAACCAUCAAGGACCGCCACGCUGACUUUAUUACCCGACUGUUCAUCUAUUUGAAGAAUAUCUCUACUGAGCCUCAUGAACCCUCUAUGAGCCCGCUUGGACGUCAUGAUACUACCAUUCUGCUGCAAAGUUAUCCUCUUCUGGAUUUUGCAAUACGCUACUGGCCUCGUCAUUUGAAGCAAACUUCUGUCUUUCUCAAUGGCGGUGAUGUUCCCGCGGCCAAGGAGUUCAGCAAGAUCUUCCCAUGCACAAUUACUUUCCUCUUGCUCCAGACGACUGUCUGGCAAAACAUUCCUACUCCGACCCUACUGUCUUAUCAGACCACAGUUACCAAUGUUCUUCGUCAAAUCCUGUCCAGCAGUGAUGUGGUCACUCUACAGUCCAUUCUUAUGCUGGCAAUUCUUCAACGCGAGACCUGCCAGACUACACGGGCCAUUCCUCUAUUCUACGAGAUCAUGAACCUGAGUCGUACCUUACUUACGACUCGCCACCUAAUUACUAUGCAGAUCAGCACUUUGUUCCUUGAACUUACCGAUGAGCAGGUCACCACCAGCAAGACCGAUAUCAUGGUGAAGCGCGAAGAAACUCUUCUCUUGCUGAUUGAGUGCUACAAGGUUCACUACGGCAAGAAUUCUGAGCAGGUUGUCUCUACAUAUAAGACGCUUAUUGAGCAUUAUAGUCGCACGAAGGAAGAAGAAAAGAUCGAGGAGAUCACUAUUAUUAUCCAAGGCAUCACUGCUUCCGAAUACAAUGGAUAUGACAAAGACAAGCACGGUGAUCUCCACGUUCACUUGAGAGGUGGCAGGCACGGGGACGGUGAUAUUGGUACUCGUUUUGUCUUGGAUAUCGAAGAGGAUGAAUGCUUAGACAAGUCGGAAUCCUUUGACUUCGAGAUGCUCGUCAAGCUGGCGCAGCAGUACUACGCCGAGCGACGAGUGAUUGAAGCAGAGCGUGUAUAUGUUGAAAUUUGGCAGCGGGCAAGUAGAGAGUGUCGCAUUCAACAUUCUGCCUACUGGGAAGAGAUCAAGUUGAAGUCUGUUGUUGCAUAUUCCAGUUUUCUCAAGUCAGAGAAACGCGAGUAUGAGGCCUGUUCGAUUCUAUCUAGUGUAUGGGAAGAGUAUCGCCACAAUAGUCUCUCUCUUACAGAGGCCAGCUGCUCCCACUUCCAGGAGAUCGCAACAGUCAUGGAAUCUGUCGGACUCUCUGUUGCUGCUCUGUCUAUCUUCAAGCAGUGUGCUCACUACUACCAGAGCACCAAUCGGACUCAGUCUUCCAAGUAUACUGAGAUUCAGAAGAGCAUUACCAAGACAUCCGAGCAUGUGAUGAAACAGGCUAGUUCUUCUCACUCCGUUGUGUCUGAGUCUACCCUAGAAGAAAUUGUCUUCGAGGCUUCCUCAUCUAUCACCAAGAUUGACCAGAGCUCCUUCACUGCUACUGCCACUCUAAUUGAGCUUUACAUCUCUCAACACCGCUGGAAGGAUGCCACCCGCGUUGUCAAAACGGUUUUGCAAGGUCUUUGGCCAUCACUAUUCGCUCCCUCCAUUGAAGAUGUAGUCCUUCCUUCUAAACACGUCGAGAAGUGCGUUGAACUUGCGCAACGACUAAGCCAGUCCUAUCACUACCGUCGUCGCUUCCCCCGUGAGGAGAACAUUCGCAUUCGCGUAUACCGCGCUGUUCAUAUUGACCGCCCUGUCGAUGAUAAGCUGAGAGUGUGCGUCACAGAAGAGCUCAUCCGUUUCUUUGAGUACUCAUCACAAACCGAAAAGGUCAUUACCACUCGCCAAGAGAUCUUGGAUGACUACAUCAAUCAUUAUGGUACUGAACACCCCAUUGUCAUCAAGACUCUGUGGACCCUGGCUGAGAUUACUCGACCCCAACCCAUAUUUGUUGAGUACUAUCAGCGCAUUAUCCGGGCACUAAACAAGGACUCGAGUGUCUGCAAACCGGAAGCAUUGGAGCCUCUUAUAAUAGUUGCAACUGAGCUCUGGACUCAAACUCGUUACUCUGAUGCUGGGCCCUACUUGAAGUUGCUCUUCACAACUUUCCUAAGUCACCCCAAGCAGCCCCGUUUUGAGAGCACGACUUUUGUCCAGGAAAUUUUCAGCCAUUACAUCCACUGCCUGCGCUUCGUUCGUACUGAUUAUACUAUGAUCCACAAGAUCGCUGUGGACUACCAGUCCAAGGUCAAGGUUGUCUUUGGUGCCACUGCAUCAAUCACUAUCCAGGCUACCCUGACCCUUGCCAAAAUCUGCCAGGAGUCUAAGCGUUACGAGCUAGAGGCCAUCGCUCUCUACGAGGAGCUCCUCAAGAUAAAAUGUGCACCUGGAGAAAUUGACUUUGAGGAAAUAUCAGCCACUCUGGAUGGUAUCUAUGAAGAACAGACCCUUCUUGUCACGUCUAAGUCUGAGUCUGUUUCUUCUACCCAGAUUGAGCGCGCUACCAGGGUAUUGCGCAAGCGCAUUACUUCCGUUCGCGAGUCUCACGGCUGGGCCCACGAGGAGUCGCUAUCUAAGAUGAAGGAGAUUGUUUCUUUCCACUCAAAGCACAACGAGUCUGAAUCUGUUCUUAAAGAGCUGAAGGAUUCUACUGUACAAAUCCUGUCAAAGGAGACGUCCUCCACCAGACUUGUUUCUGCUGCUAUUGCCAUUGCUAGCAGCUAUGUGGCGACCAAGCAGAUCACCAAGGCCACUGAGCUGACUCAGGAGCUCUACCGCCAGAUUGUGAUGAAGGAUACCACAAACGUCGAGAUUUCACAGUUCAAUUUGUCGUCCAAGGGCCGCCAGAGCCUUGUUUUCCUGGCGCAACUCGAGUACAGUCUGAGCAAACAGACUUCUACCAUCACCGAGAUUCUAGCUUCUCUUACCACGGAGUAUGUCUACUUCGAGGAAUUCCGUAAUCAAAUCUCGUCCAAGACCUCCUCAUUUCACUCAGUCUCUAUCUCCACUUCUCGUCUCUGGCACUUCCUGGUUAAGAGUAAUCGCAAGGAGGCAUCCGCUCGCGUCUUCAACGACUACUUCGCUUACUUCAUUACCAACGAUGGCAAGCGCACCAAGUUGACCGAGAAACCUCAGGUGACGAUCUUCUUGCUGACUAUUUUGGAUCAUUUCAGCACUCACCAAUCCACGAACUUCAUUCGUUCGGUUGGUAUUGCCAGCAACGUUCGCGUUAUUGAGUUGAUCCGGGCCAAGCAAUACGAGAGUGCUAGUGAUCUUGCACUCGCUAGCUUCCGCUACAUCUGUGCUCACGAUGAAUUCCACACUACUGCCAUUGUGAAAUUUACUUUCACUCUCGGAAUCUUCAUCAGCGGUCGCACCAUCACUCCACAGCCCGAAAAGGCCGUUCAAAAGAAGUUGCACAGUGUUUCCACCAAGAUAAUGACGGAGGUCCUCAGUGUCAUAAAAGAAUUGAACAUUAACCUGGCCACCAUUGGCUUGGAGCACUUGAACGCCCUGAUUGGCAUUCUUGGCGAGCAGAAGGACUACAAGAACCUGGCAUGGCUCCUGAAUGGUCUGUGGGAUAAUCGCAACAAGCAGCACUGGGAUCCUGUUGUCAACCUUGGUCUGGCUCGUCGCUACAUCUUAGCUCGAUAUCUGGUUGGUGACGCUCUCAAGGCCUCCCGCCUGGCCGAGGACAUUGUUUAUAACUGCCGCCGUGUUAAUGGUGCCCGCCACCCCAGCACCCUGGAAAUGUCCACGCUCUUAUCGCAGCUGUACACUGCCAUUGCCCAGCGCUACCAAGCCGAGAAGAGCGGUCAGAACAUGGCCAACAAGUACUACAAGAAGAGUGCUAUUAUUCAUGAAAACUUGCUUCGCAUAUUUGUCGACCCUAAGCUGACAGAAUUUGAGGGUGUUCUCGAGAGCAGUACAAGCAUUGACGGCUCUACCUUUGGGGACUUUGAUGUUGAGGCCAACGACAACAGUCUCUCUGAUGGUGAGCACGUUCGCCAACACUUGCUGCUGCUCAAGCUCGCUGUGCAGCGUCUGGGUGAAUGGCCCAAGGAAUAUGCCGAGUAUGAAGGCUUGAGUGCCGACUUGUUCCUUGAGUUCCAGAAUGAUCUGAAGGAUGUUGAGGGUGUUGAGAAGUGGAACUUGAAGAGCUUUGGCUCUGGUAAGGCUUCUGGUAGUGAGGACAUUUUGGAUCUAGAGUUUGGCAGCUGGGAACUUGACCUCACCCAACCUGAUGAGAUUGAGGAAGAACUAUAG
Messenger RNA from Penicillium taxi, 6204 nucleotides. RefSeq names its product NACHT domain protein. The coding region runs from base 1 to 6204 and encodes 2067 amino acids. The transcript has 4 exons. NCBI's taxonomy places the organism in Eukaryota, Fungi, Ascomycota, Eurotiomycetes, Eurotiales, Aspergillaceae. The record is from RefSeq and is a predicted model, not a curated record.